UCAAGAGAUUCAUGUGUCAGUUUUGUAUUCUCUAAUUUGUCUACUUGGUUUUCAGUGUUGGUUGUUUGGCGCGUUGCAUUUCAAGAUUUUUGUAUAAAUUCAUCUAUUUCUAUAAUAUUCCAUAUUCUAACAGCGUAUAAGAGUGUCGUAAGUUAACAGUUAACAAUGCCAAGUCAAUAUGAAGAGGAGCGUACUUGGGAAGCACCAAAUCAUAAUCAAUAUGAAGAAGAAGGCAAUGAAGAUGUCAUUGAGAAUCCAGAAGAGGUUUUACAUGAAUGUCUUGAAAAGUUCAAGACUCCAGAUUACAUCAUGGAACCUGGAAUAUUUGGGCAACUGAAACGGUACUUUCAAGCUGGAGGAAAUCCAGAACAAGUUAUCGAACAGCUAUCAAUAAACUACAAUGCAGUUGCACAAAUGGCUAAUUUACUUGCUGAAUGGCUAAUACUUGGAGGAGUCAAAGUGACAGAGGUACAAGCAAUGGUUGAAAAUCAUUUGAAAGAUAUGAUUUUAAAAACAUUUGAUCCGAAGAAAGCUGACACUAUAUUCACUGAAGAGGGAGAAACUCCAGGUUGGUUGACAGAAAUGAUUGAGCAUCCAACAUGGCGGUCACUGAUUUACCGAUUGGCUGAAGAAUAUCCAGAUUGUCUCAUGCUUAACUUUACCAUCAAGUUAAUAUCAGAUGCUGGAUUUCAAGGAGAAAUUACAAGCAUUUCUACAGCUGCUCAACAAAUUGAAGUAUUUUCUAGAGUACUGAAAUCAGCAAUAGUUGGUUUUUUGCAAAGUUCUGAUGAUUGGCAAAAUAGUGUUAAUGAAUGUGCAAAAAUGGUAUGCCACGGAGCUCACACAUAUGUAUACAGUCAAGUUAUUGUGCAUAUACUUUCACAAGAGCCUAGAGGAGGUGCCAUUAUGAAAAGAUUAGGCCAAGAAAUAACACGUUGUGCUCAACAAAGUGGACAUGAUGUGACUCCAAUUACAUUAGCAUUGACAUCUGGGGAAUCAUGGCGCAAUGCUCGAACGGCGCUUGCGGCCAUGUUAUCUCGCGGAGCGUUGAACCCUGCAGAUAUUUCAGUUUUAUUCAGAGCUUACACACAGUCUGAACCACCACCAGUACAUUUGCUAAGAAUCCCUCAAUUUUUGGAACUGUUGGUUGACUCAUUAUUCAAAUCUGGGAGUAAGCUAAACCCAGAACACAAAUCAAAGUAUAUGUAUUUAUUGGCUUAUGCUGCAAGUGUAUGCGAAGGUCUGACACCUGGCAGGCCUGUAAAGGAUGAAUUAAAGGCUACAGUGCAAGCUAUAGAAAAAGUGCAUGCUGUAUGUAGCAGCUCUGCAAGCUCUAGUGAAUUGAUUGCUGAAUUACCUACAUUGUACCAUUGUAUAAGAUUUCCAGUUGUUGGAAUGGGUGUUUUAGUUUGGGUAGAAUGUGUUGUUACUGAGCCCUCAUACUUCAAACUGUGCACAGAACAUUGUCCUGUACAUUUGGCUUUACUAGACGAAGUUGCGUCUUGCCAUCAGUUGCUGCACCACAGACUCUUACGAUUGCUUGUACAACUCUUUGAAUCUCCACAAGAUGAAUUGGAAAUCUUAGUACAGUUGGAACUAAGAAAAAUGUUAUUGGAUAGAAUGGUAAACCUACUAAGCAGAGGAUGCGUCGUGCCAGUGCUACGUUACAUAAAACAAUGUUGGCAACGUGGUGAUACUGAUAUUUCCCUGAUUAGAUACUUUAUUACGGAGGUUCUUGAUGCAAUUGCACCUCCUUACACGCCAGAAUUUGUGCAGUUAGUGCUGCCAAUGGUGGAAAAUGAAGAAAUUACUGGCACAAUGAGAGCUGAAGGGGAAAAUGAUCCUGUUUCUGAAUUCAUAGUUCACUGCAAGGCACACUAUGUUGUAGUGUAAACAAAAAUAAAUAAAAUAUCAUGAGUAUUAAUUAAAUAAGUUUAAUUAUAUUUAAAUAUAAAAUGAUCUAUUAUAGUAAUAAAGGCCCAAUUUAUCAACAACCUCUUGCUGCUUUUCUUUCAUAAUACCUUUUGAGAGCUUCUUCAAAAACUGGUCCAACAGUUCUCUUUUUCCAAAUAUCAAUUUUCUCUUUUGGUAUUGGUGUCACUUCUUUAGUUUCAGUACUUUCAUUUUUAAUUUGUUUAGGGCUACUGGUCUUUUCUUUUACAUUUAUCUCGUCAGAUUUUUCUGGUUUAAUUUUCAAAGGCUCUUUUUUGUCACCAUCUUCAUCACUUGACUCAUCUAUUGAAAAAUCUGAAUCUGCAUCAAUAUUUUCCGACUUUUGUUUCUUUGCCAAUUUUAAAUCAUCUAGAUUAACACGAUUAAUCUCUUCAUCAGAGUCCUCAAUUUCGCCAUCAGACAAUCGUGUCCUGUCUGAUGAUUUUCGCUUUCUGUAAUUUCUUUUCUUUUGUAAAUCAGGAUUUGUAGUCGUUUUUGUAGAUGCAUCAUCAUCAUUUUUACUUUCUUCUGUAACAUCAGACUUUGUUGCCUCUACAUUUUCUACUUCAGUUUUAUCUUUUCCUAACUUCUGUUCAUAUAGAUGACGGUAAAAACCACCUAAAAAU
Messenger RNA from Spodoptera exigua (beet armyworm), 2558 nucleotides. Lineage: Eukaryota; Metazoa; Arthropoda; Insecta; Lepidoptera; Noctuidae. The record is from the annotation of a GenBank genome assembly.